Serinus canaria (Common canary) is the source of this 1599-nucleotide messenger RNA. RefSeq names its product folate receptor gamma-like. Gene Ontology annotation, cellular component: external side of plasma membrane. NCBI's taxonomy places the organism in Eukaryota, Metazoa, Chordata, Aves, Passeriformes, Fringillidae. The transcript is spliced from 6 exons. The record is from RefSeq and is a predicted model, not a curated record. Gene Ontology annotation, molecular function: signaling receptor activity. The coding region runs from base 525 to 1448 and encodes 307 amino acids.
UUGUGAUGCUGAUGGGGUAUCUGCUCCUUUGGGGGCAACUGUCAUCCAUGGCUGGGGGUAUCUGUCACCUGUGAGGGCGGUAUCUUCCCCCCUCCUCAGGGCAUCUGUGAUCCCCGAGGCACGUCUGGCCCCCCAUCACGUGUGACCUUGGAAGUAUCUGUCUCUUGCAGGUUAUCUUCCGUCCCUGUUCCCCCCGAGGGAGGCAUGUCACACUCUGGAGCGUUUCUGUCCCUCCCGAGCCACAGUGACUACUCUCCCGCAGGGUACCCGCUCCCCCCUCCAUGGGGCAUCUGUGGUCCCUGGAGCACCUGUAAUUCAAUAAGGGGUCACUCACAGAGGAUCCUGUGGUGUUGGGGGGCCAGGUCUUGCCCCUUGUGCUGGUGUCAGGGAGUCAGGCCACCUCCCACGGGAGGGAAGGAAAAACAGCCUUAAGUGGAUUUUGGCUGGUGCUGGCCCCAGCCUGGCGCCAGGAGGAUGAAUCUGCAUGUGGGGCUGAUGAGGGGCCAGGAUGGGCACGACUGUCAAUGCAAGACACAGUGGGGAUCCAGGGCGGGGUGCACUGUCUCCUCCGUGCCCUCAGUGCUGCCCAAUCCGCUGCAUUCCCACAUCCCGUGAUCACUGGCCACGGGUUGUGCUGCACCACGACCUUUGAGAUGAGCUGUGCUCGUCCCAAGGCACCUGGAGCCCAGCUGCCCCCCAGAGCAAUGGCAGCGGUGUUGGCUCUGCUGGUGGCCUGGCCAGCUGCCACUGCAGCAGUGACGGCGACAGGGGGCUCGCUGCUCAACGUCUGCAUGGAUGCCAAGCACCAUAAAACAGAGCCUGGCCCUGAGGGGCAGCUCUACGGGCAGUGUGUCCUCUGGAAGGACAAUGCCUGCUGCACUGCCAACACCAGUUUGGAAGCUCACCAGGACCAGUCCUACCUGUACAACUUUAACUGGGACCACUGUGGGGCCAUGCCAGAGAAGUGCAAGCGCCACUUCAUCCAGGACACGUGUCUCUAUGAGUGUUCCCCUAACCUGGGGCCGUGGAUCGACCAGGCAGACACCAGCUGGCGGAAGGAGCGGAUCCGGGAUGUGCCACUGUGCCAGGAGGACUGUGAGCAGUGGUGGGAGGAUUGCCAGGAUGCUGUCACCUGCAAGGUCAACUGGCACAAGGGCUGGAACUGGACUACAGGCACCAACCAGUGUCCCAAGGGUGCCAUGUGCCAGAAGUUCAAGUUUGUAUUCCCCACGGCGGCUGCACUCUGUGAGCAGGUCUGGUCUGGCUCCUACCGCUACACAUCCCACCACCGUGGCAGUGGUCGCUGCAUCCAGAUGUGGUUUGACCCCACGCAGGGGAACCCCAAUGUUGCUGUCGCCCAAUAUUAUGCCUAUGGCGAUGCUCCCCCAAACUCCCGGCUCUCUAUCCUGCUGUCCCUGCUGCUCCUCACCCUACUGGCCUUGCUCUGAGCAGGAGGGGCUGCAGGCAGGAGCAGGUAGUAGGUGGUCAGAGGAGUCUCCAUGCUGCCUUGUGCCUCCCCGUGACAUGUCCCCAAGCUGUGUCCCCCGACCCCGACCCCGAGGCAUGUGGCUCAUGAAUAAAUGCUCCUGCCCUACUUGG